Molecule: messenger RNA, 3549 nt
Organism: Rhineura floridana
Lineage: Eukaryota; Metazoa; Chordata; Lepidosauria; Squamata; Rhineuridae
Gene: KCNG1
Product: potassium voltage-gated channel modifier subfamily G member 1
Exons: 4
Coding region: 532-2061 (509 amino acids)
Biological process (GO): protein homooligomerization; regulation of delayed rectifier potassium channel activity; potassium ion transmembrane transport
Cellular component (GO): membrane; voltage-gated potassium channel complex
Molecular function (GO): protein binding; delayed rectifier potassium channel activity
Source: RefSeq, a predicted model, not a curated record
AGCGCCUGUUGCCUGCAGGGUGCAAUUUGCUGCUGCCGCCCUCGCCGCAAACGCAGACGGAGAGGGUUGUGCACGCGUCCGUUGCGUGUGCAGGGUGUGUCCUCCUCCCUCCUCGCCUCCCUUGCGCGGGAGGCAGACGCCAGGCCCCAACGCGAGCUCCCGGGCAUCCCCGGGUAACAGAGGCGCCGUUACCAUGACCGUCUCCUCUUCUUCCAAAGGACACCAGCGAAGAGCGUCCCACAGGCUCAGCCCCGCCGCCGUCGUCGUUACCUCCUCCCGUCUCCUGUUGCGCGCUGCUGGCGCUCUCUCUCCGGCUUUUCCUUCACCUGCUUCGCCCGUCCAGGAGAACCGAAGCGGCUGUCGCAACUGCAAGACAAACAGGCUCAAAACUGCAGUUUUGGAGUCCCGCUACUGCAACGUAUUGCAUUCAGUCCAGCGCUGGGUGAGGGCUGCCCAGUGGGACUUUGCUACUCUGAGCAAAAAAUCUGUAGCUGAAGCAGCAAAGUGAUGUGAAGUCACUUAGUGACCAAGAUGACUCUUUUACCAGGAGAAAAUUCAGACUAUGACUACAGUGCCCUGAGCUGUGCUUCAGAUGCCUCCUUCAACCAUCCUUUCUUUGCCGAAACAGAAACUCUCAAAGGAGUCUUUUACCAAAGGGCCAAACUCAUUCACUCUGGAGAAGAACUCUGUGAAAGCAUUCACCCAGAAGACCGGAAGCAUCAUAUAAUCAUCAACGUGGGUGGUUUUAAAUACUUGCUCCCAUGGACCACCCUGGACGAGUUCCCCAUGACCCGCUUGGGACAGCUAAAAUUUUGCAACAACUUUGAUGACAUCCUCAAUAUUUGUGAUGAUUAUGAUGUGACCUGCAACGAGUUCUUUUUUGACCGCAACCCAGGGGCAUUUAGGACCAUCUUGACUUUCCUGCGGGCAGGGAAGCUUCGGCUCUUGAGGGAGAUGUGUGCUCUUUCAUUUCAAGAGGAGCUGCUAUACUGGGGUAUUGAGGAAGACAACCUGGAGUGGUGCUGCAAAAGGAGGUACCUGCAAAAAAUGGAGGAAAUUGCGGAAUUGAAUGAAGCCGAGGAUGAGUUCAUUGAUAGUGACAGCCAGUGUGAAGCGGUGGCAGAGACAAAAGCUGGCCACUGCAUGAAAAAGUUGGAAGACAUGGUGGAGAAACCUCAGUCUGGGAUUCCUGGGAAAGUGUUUGCCUGUUUAUCAGUGCUGUUUGUAACUAUCACUGCAGUCAACCUUUCAAUCAGCACCAUGCCUGGCUUAAGAGAGGAAGAGGAGAAAGGCGAAUGUUCUCAGAUGUGCUACAAUAUUUUCAUAGUGGAAUCUGUCUGCGUAGGAUGGUUUUCUUUGGAGUUCAUUUUGAGGUUCAUCCAGGCACCAAGCAAGUUUGUGUUCUUGAGGAAUCCCUUAACCCUGAUUGAUAUAGUUGCCAUCCUGCCCUACUACAUCACUUUACUACUAGACACCACUUCAGUGAGCAGUAAUAAAAAGCCAAGCUCUGGCAACAUCUACCUGGACAAGGUGGGCCUGGUGCUCCGCAUACUCCGUGCCUUGAGGAUUCUGUAUGUCAUGCGGCUCGCCAGGCACUCGCUGGGCCUGCAGACUUUGGGGCUCACAGCUCGCAGGUGCACCCGUGAGUUUGGGCUCCUGCUGCUUUUCCUUUGUGUAGCCAUUGCACUCUUUGCACCCCUCUUGUAUGUGAUUGAAAAUGAGAUGGCAGGCUCUCAGGAGUUCACCAGCAUCCCUGCUUGCUAUUGGUGGGCAGUGAUUACCAUGACAACAGUCGGCUAUGGUGAUAUGGUACCAAGAAGCAUCCCAGGCCAGGUGGUGGCCCUGAGUAGCAUCCUCAGCGGCAUCCUUCUCAUGGCCUUUCCUGUCACAUCCAUCUUCCACACAUUUUCCCGCUCAUACAUUGAGCUGAAGCAAGAGCAGGAAAGAAUUAUGUACAGGAGGGCACAAUUUUUAAUGAAAACAAAGGCCCAGUUAAGCAACAUGUCACAGGGGAGCGACAUAUUUCCGAGUAUCUCUUCAGAGACCAGGAACAAUGACUGAAACGGAAGUUUCCACGUUUGCCUGUUGCCAAGCAAACAGUGACAGGAUUUUUUUUUAAUCUCGGCAUUUGCUUCCGGAGGUGUUUAGGAGACGUAUUGUACAAAUAAAAUGCAAAGGGCUUUUAGCCAUUAUGACCAUGAGGACUUUUACAUCAUUAUGUGUAUUAGCAUUAUUAUUAUUAGGAGUGGAGGAUAAGAUUGUUGCUUUUCAAUAGGCUGCACAGCUGAGAUGCAAAAUCAUGACAUGGAGAUUUUUAAAAAGAUUGAUAACGUGCAUUGUUGACCAAAAGGAGUACUGUGUAAAAUUACAUACUGGGCACAGCUGUUGCCAUUUGUAACAUAAAGAGGCAAGCCAUUUUCCAAGGAAGAAUGACUAUGAAUGUCAACAUUUUGAUCUAGGUUAAUUAACCUUUUGUUGUUUGUUUAUACCAAACCUUGUGAGCUAUGACAUCUGGAAGAUCCAAAUUAAUCCUUGGAUGUAUAACUCCAUUGUUUGUAUUGAAGUUAAGCGUGUGCCUUGCAUUUGCAGAAGAAUUAAGAAUUUUUAAUUUAAUUUUAUUGCUACUUUUUUUUCCCCUUCAGAGUGCAAAGUCUCCUCAGUUUCUCUUCCAUCUUUUGAUUUCCUUAGCUUCAAAUACAGAGCACACUGAACAGCGUUAGCGUAUAUUCUAGGCCAGGAUUAGUAAUAUAUUUCCCCUUUUCAGCUGUAAUUUAAAUAACAGCAGACAGCUGCUUUGGAUGUUGCUGGACUCCAAAUCCCAUCAAUCCCAGCCAGCAUAGCUGGGAUGAUGACAGGUGUAGUCCAACAACUUUUGGGGGGCCACCAGUUUACCAUCCCUGUUUUGAGUGGAGCACGCACUUGCUCACUGUGGACAAGUAGCAUUUCUCACAAGGCUACCAGGCACAGCCCCAGUGUCAUUGGAUGUAUUUUCUCUUUUUCUUUGUGAUGGCUCAUUUUGUAAAGUGUCAUAUCCUAUUCCGCCCUGUAUCUAGUACCAAGAGGAGCUCACAGCUUGCUAUUAGCAGUUUCCUCUUGGACUGGUUAGACAAAACUAGGGGCCCUUAAAACCCAAAAAGCUUGAUAAUUCCCCUCCUGAGUUCUCACAUGCAUCAUCCUCUGAACAUUUAUGAGAAAACACACAGUACUCAUCCUCUCUGUCUCCAGGUUGCUGACUGUGCUAGAUUGACCUGCUAUGGCUAUCCUUCUAUUCCAUGCCUGCUAACAUUAAUAACAAAAAGGUAGCUGACUGCAAAUCUAACAGAAUAUGCACCAAAAUAUUGCACCAUGUCACUCAUAGCCCCAGUGUUGUUUUCUUUUGCAUUGGUUAGAAGAAAAUAAAACUCUUUGUAUCCAGCUCAGUUGCCAGAAUUCCUGGUGUGAUAGCUUGCAAUCACCUGUGGGCAUAUGGCUCCUUUAAAGAAGCAAAAAAAAGUAUCUGCACAAGUUGCUGGAAAUGUAAAGAAGAGGAUAUUAUUCAGAUGAGUCAUU